Messenger RNA from Neofelis nebulosa (Clouded leopard), 2349 nucleotides. RefSeq names its product transmembrane channel like 1 (gene TMC1). Lineage: Eukaryota; Metazoa; Chordata; Mammalia; Carnivora; Felidae. Gene Ontology annotation, cellular component: plasma membrane. Gene Ontology annotation, biological process: vestibular reflex; detection of mechanical stimulus involved in sensory perception of sound. The transcript is spliced from 20 exons. Gene Ontology annotation, molecular function: mechanosensitive monoatomic ion channel activity. Bases 1 to 2349 code for a protein of 782 amino acids. The record is from RefSeq and is a predicted model, not a curated record.
AUGACGUCGCUUCAGUGUGCAGACUUGGAGGUUAAUCUGGCAGCCCUUCGAAUUGCCGUAUUUUUCGUUUCUUCAACAGUACAAAUUCAAGUGGAGGAAAAAGAAGAUGACACCGAGGAAAGCUCAAGCGAAGAGGAAGAGGAGGAGGAAGAUAAAUUACCUCGAAGAGAGAGCUUGAGACCAAAGAGGAAACGAAAAAGAGAUGUUAUCCAUGAGGAUGACCCAGAACCUGAACCAGAGGAUGAAGAAACAAGGAAGGCCAGAGAGAAGGAGAGAAGGAGGAGGCUGAAGAGGGGGGCGGAAGAAGAAGAAGAAAUUGAUGAGGAGGAAUUGGAAAGACUGAAGGCAGAGUUAGAUGAGAAAAGACAAAUGAUUGCUACUGUCAAAUGCAAGCCUUGGAAAAUGGAGAAGAAAAUUGAAGUUCUCAAGGAAGCAAAAAAAUUUGUGAGUGAAAAUGAAGGAGCCCUUGGGAAAGGAAAAGGAAAGCGGUGGUUUGCAUUUAAGAUGAUGAUGGCUAAGAAAUGGGCGAAAUUUCUUCGUGAUUUUGAAAACUUCAAAGCUGCUUGUGUCCCGUGGGAAAACAAAAUCAAAGCAAUUGAAAGUCAGUUUGGCUCAUCAGUGGCCUCAUACUUCCUCUUCUUGAGAUGGAUGUAUGGAGUAAAUAUGGUUCUCUUUAUCUUGACAUUCAGCCUCAUCAUGUUGCCAGAGUACCUCUGGGGUUUGCCAUAUGGCAGUUUACCUAGGAAAACAGUUCCCAGAGCUGAAGAGGCAUCUGCGGCAAACUUCGGUGUGUUGUACGACUUCAACGGCUUGGCGCAAUAUUCCGUCCUCUUUUAUGGCUAUUAUGACAAUAAACGAACAAUUGGAUGGAUGAAUUUCAGGCUGCCGCUCUCCUAUUUUCUGGUGGGGAUCAUGAGCAUUGGAUACAGCUUUCUGGUUGUCCUUAAAGCGAUGACCAAAAAUAUCGGGGACGAUGGGGGUGGUGAUGACAACACCUUCAACUUCAGCUGGAAGGUAUUCACCAGCUGGGACUACCUGAUUGGCAAUCCAGAAACAGCAGACAACAAAUUCAAUUCCAUCACCAUGAACUUUAAGGAAGCUAUCAUAGAGGAGAGAGCAGCCCAAGUAGAAGAAAACGUCCACUUGAUCAGAUUCCUGAGGUUUCUUGCUAACUUCUUCGUGUUUCUAACACUUGGAGGGAGUGGAUACCUCAUCUUUUGGGCUGUGAAGCGAUCCCAGGAAUUUGCACAGCAAGAUCCUGACACCCUUGGGUGGUGGGAAAAGAAUGAAAUGAACAUGGUCAUGUCCCUCCUGGGGAUGUUCUGUCCAACCCUGUUUGACUUAUUUGCUGAACUGGAAGACUACCACCCUCUAAUUGCUCUGAAAUGGCUACUGGGACGCAUUUUUGCUCUACUCUUAGGCAACUUGUACGUAUUUAUUCUUGCGUUGAUGGAUGAGAUUAACAACAAGAUUGAAGAAGAGAAGCUGGUAAAGGCCAAUAUUACCCUCUGGGAAGCCAACAUGAUCAAGGCCUAUAAUGCAUCACUCUCUGGAAAUAGCACUGGACCACCUUUUUUCGUGCACCCUGCAGAUGUACCUCGAGGACCCUGCUGGGAAACAAUGGUGGGACAGGAAUUUGUGCGGCUGACCGUUUCUGAUGUUCUGACCACUUAUGUCACAAUCCUCGUUGGGGACUUUCUCAGGGCAUGUUUUGUGAGGUUUUGCAAUUACUGUUGGUGCUGGGAUUUGGAAUAUGGAUAUCCUUCAUACACUGAAUUUGACAUCAGCGGCAAUGUCCUCGCUCUGAUCUUCAACCAAGGCAUGAUCUGGAUGGGCUCCUUCUUCGCCCCCAGCCUCCCAGGCAUCAAUAUCCUUCGACUCCACACAUCCAUGUACUUCCAGUGCUGGGCCGUGAUGUGUUGCAACGUUCCCGAGGCCAGGGUCUUCAAAGCUUCCAGAUCGAAUAAUUUCUACCUGGGCAUGCUAUUGCUCAUUCUCUUCCUGUCCACCAUGCCUGUCCUGUACAUGAUCGUAUCCCUCCCGCCAUCUUUUGAUUGUGGCCCCUUCAGUGGCAAAAAUAGGAUGUUCGAAGUCAUUGGAGAAACACUGGAGCAUGAUUUCCCAAGCUGGAUGGCAAAGAUCUUGAGACAGCUCUCUAACCCCGGACUGGUUAUUGCUGUCGUUUUGGUUAUGGCUUUGACCAUCUAUUAUCUCAAUGCUACUGCCAAGGGCCAGAAGGCAGCAAAUCUGGAUCUAAAGAAGAAGAUGAAACAGCAAGCUUUGGAGAACAAAAUGCGCAACAAGAAAAUGGCAGCUGCCCGAGCAGCUGCAGCUGCUGGUGGCCAGUAG